AGGUAUUUUCCUGCACUAAAUGCGGGGACUGCUUCUCUUCGCAAAUGUGCCUUGAAAGGCACAAUCGCCAUCAUCACACCGAGAGGCCGCAGGGCGCGCACAGUUGUUCUACAUGCGGCUACUCCACUAACCAAAGAUGGCGGUUCGACCAGCACAGCUUGACUCACACAGGAGAAAGGCCGUACGUGUGCGAAAUAUGCAAAAAGGACUUCACAUGGCGCACCGACCUCAAUGUCCACUUGCUGGCCCACACUCAAGAGAGGCCGUACGAGUGCCCAGAAUGCGGCGAGCGCUUCAACUGCCCAUCUCACCUGCACCGCCACAAAAAAAUGCACUCGGGCGACCCACGGCCGCACGUCUGUCCUGACUGCGGCAAAUGCUACGCGAGAAAAGACUACCUCAAGGUGCACGUGCUCACCCACGUGGCAGAGCGUCGGUACGAAUGCGCGGAAUGCGGCAGGAAGUUUGCUGACCCGAGUAACGCCAGACAUCACUACCUUUUUGUGCACGCCAAGCAGUAUCCGCUCUCAUGUCCGCAUUGCGGUCAGGGAUUUGCAAGUCGGCGUGACGUACGGCGACACGUGCGAGCGAGGCACGAUGGCCAAGAAGAUUGACUGCAAGGCUGGCACGACUUACUUGAGGAUUGGCGUCGCAGCAGGCAGUGCUGCCCAAUAAAAUUUUCGCCACAAGAUCGUGACGAACAAAACGCUUUCAGCAACUCAACUGAACGCACGGUAAGAACAGAUGUUUACUGAGCAUUUGUCCAGUGGCAUGAAAACACACUGCACAGAAAAAGGCAACACAGGCGAAUAAUGUUUGUUAGUUUCGU
Messenger RNA from Dermacentor andersoni, 829 nucleotides. The record is from RefSeq and is a predicted model, not a curated record. NCBI's taxonomy places the organism in Eukaryota, Metazoa, Arthropoda, Arachnida, Ixodida, Ixodidae.